Salvia hispanica is the source of this 1139-nucleotide messenger RNA. RefSeq names its product Putative pyridoxal phosphate-dependent enzyme, YBL036C type. Lineage: Eukaryota; Viridiplantae; Streptophyta; Magnoliopsida; Lamiales; Lamiaceae. Gene Ontology annotation, molecular function: pyridoxal phosphate binding. The record is from RefSeq and is a predicted model, not a curated record. Gene Ontology annotation, cellular component: intracellular anatomical structure.
UUUACGCAGAGAGAAUACUGAAAUAAACUGAAAAUGAACACUCGAGAAGCUGAGGAUCAACACACAUCACAAUCAACUGAACCAGCCGAUCAAUCAUCCUCCUCAUCGCAAGGAUUGGAAAUGGCGGCCGCUUCCGCCACAGACGGCGUCGCUGCGGCGGCUCUGCGCUCCGUGCUCCAGCGUGUUAAACAGGCAGCCGAGCGAUCCGGCCGCGUGCCGGACCGGAUCCGACUUGUGGCUGUGAGUAAGACUAAGCCAGUCCCCAUCCUCCGCCAGGUCUACGACGCCGGCCACCGCUGCUUCGGUGAGAAUUACGUGCAGGAGCUCAUCGAGAAAGCACCGCAGUUGCCAGAAGACAUCCAAUGGCAUUUUAUUGGGAAUUUGCAGAGCAAUAAAGUAAAGCCACUUCUAACUGCUGUACCAAAUCUUGCUAUGGUGGAGACUGUAGAUGAUGAAAAGAUUGCAAAUAAUCUUAACCGCGUCGUUGGAAAUAUUGGAAGAAAGCCCCUAAAAGUAUUUAUCCAAGUAAAUACCAGUGGCGAAGAAUCAAAAUUUGGUGUUGAACCUGCUGGCUGUUUGGACCUUGCCAAACAUGUUACUAGAAACUGCCCUAAUCUUGAAUUUUGUGGCCUGAUGACAAUAGGAAUGCCAGACUACACAUCUACACCUGAGAAUUUCAAGACAUUAGCAAAUUGCAGAAGUGAUGUUUGUAAGGCUCUUGGGAUAGCAGAAGAACAAACAGAGUUAUCAAUGGGCAUGUCAGGUGACUUUGAGCUUGCGAUUGAGAUGGGCAGUACAAAUGUAAGAGUUGGGUCUACCAUAUUCGGAGCAAGGGAGUAUCCAAAGAAACAGACAGCCUAGAAUGUGCUGUUCUGUGUUUAGAGAAUUAAUGAUCGCAUUAAUUACAGGGUGAAAACCAUGGUUAUGAAGCUGCACUUGAUGUCUGCCAUGUUGAGCUAGAAUUUUUGGUUAUCCAUUCUUAAACUUAGGGUGUUAAACCUUUGUAUCAUCAUAUUUGUCAGGGGCUGCGCUCUGUUAUUAUUUAUUACUACUAUAAAACAUUUAGAAUUCUACUCUAAAGCAAGCAUCAUUUGUAAUGACUUCAUAUUUUGUGCAAUAAAUAUCAUCCUUGAGAGAAA